This is a messenger RNA of Dermacentor silvarum, 429 nucleotides long. It is a transcript of the gene RpL19, whose product is annotated as 60S ribosomal protein L19. The record is from RefSeq and is a predicted model, not a curated record. Gene Ontology annotation, biological process: translation. The transcript has 3 exons. The coding region runs from base 41 to 400 and encodes 119 amino acids. Gene Ontology annotation, cellular component: ribosome; cytosolic large ribosomal subunit. NCBI's taxonomy places the organism in Eukaryota, Metazoa, Arthropoda, Arachnida, Ixodida, Ixodidae. Gene Ontology annotation, molecular function: RNA binding; structural constituent of ribosome.
UGCUCGGUCUUUUCACACUGCGCGUGGUUCUGCUGCAAACAUGAGUACGCUGCGCUUACAGAAGCGGCUGGCCGCCGCCGUCCUCAAGUGCGGCCGCAAGAAAGUCUGGCUGGAUCCCAAUGAGACGAACGAGAUCGCUAACUCAAACUCUCGCCAGAACAUUCGGAAGCUCAUUAAGGAUGGUCUGAUCAUCCGCAAGCCUGUGGCGGUGCACUCGCGUGCCCGCGUUCGCAAGAACCAGGAGGCUCGGCGCAAGGGUCGGCACACUGGCCCUGGCAAGAGGAAAGGUACGGCCAAUGCCCGUAUGCCCCGCAAGGUCAUCUGGAUCCGCAGGAUGCGUGUCCUCAGGCGGCUGCUCAAGAAGUACCGCGAGGCUAAGAAGAUCGACAAGCACCUGUGAGUACCACAUACAAGUGUUGCCCUGUUGAG